AUGUUGUUCGUGAUACUUCUGUAUCUAGACAUUCCUUGGGACAUUGACAGGCUACAUAAAGCCGGUUUCACUGAUCUAGAUAUGCCUUUUACAUGGAAGAGACCUGGUCCAAACGGUGGGGGAUGUCUGAGAUCCGGGCUCAGCUCUGACAAGACCUUUACUCCGCCUAAGCACUGGGGAUACCACUUGGUGGAAAGCUUCGUCAACAGACAAUGGAUGGUGAUGGCACCCGUCUUCGGCAGGUCGGGGGAGUACUUGGAACUUCACCCUCUCUGCCCAUUGCCUCUCAUCAAAGCGGACGCAAUCAUUCACAGUAUGCGGAAUGUGCUCUACAGGGCAGAGAUACAAUCCUCUCAUGUUACAGGACUCAAGGUACAAUCUCCUUCCAUAGUUGUUGCAAUCAAGGAGUUCAGAUACCGAGCGGGCUUUGAUCAAGAACGGUCGAAUCUCAGUGCUCUUCGCAGGGUUCCCGGCUCCAAGCACAUCGCGCAGAAUUUUGCAGCAUUCUCGCAAGGAGACAGAGAUUUCAUCAUUUCUCCUUGGGCCGAUGGAGGGAGCCUAUGCGACUUCUGGCAAGUCCACGAUGACGUAGGUAGGGAGUCCAAACUUGCUCUUUGGAGUCUGGAUCAAAUGCUGGGUCUUGUGAGGGCACUCUAUGCCCUCCAUGAAGAGCUUCCAGAUGCCGGUAAUUGCAGGCGCGAUGAUUUGAAGCCCGGAAAAAUUCUAUAUUUCACAGUUGGCACAGCAAAAGGUGAUAUGGGCAUCCUGAAGAUCACCGACUUUGGCAUUUCACGUUUCCAUCAAGAGGCAAAUUUGGAUAGGCUGAAUAUGCUGAAUAUGCUGACAACCACCGGUGCAACAUCGCCUUCCUACCAAGCCCCUGAAGCUGUAGCAUCGAAGGCCGCAAGGUCCCGCAAGUACGACGUUUGGUCAAUUGGAUGCAUAUUUUUGGAGUUCGUCAUAUGGCUUGUACAAGAUUGGGAUGCCGUUCAAAGCUUCGCCAACGCGAGGAAGUCCACCUCGGCGCAUGCGGGUGGCGUAAUACCGUCACACUUUUACAGAUCCGACAAAGACGAUGUCGUCGUACAUCCAGAGGUCUCCAAGAUUAUCAAAACUCUGGGGCGAAUACCACAAAGUGCUCCCAACACUGCACUUGGGAAGCUUCUGAGCAUCAUCAAGGAAGAUCUCAUCAAGAUCAACCCUGCUGACCGGAUUGAUGCCAAGGGGCUUUGCAAUCAGCUCGAAGUAGUUGUGUCGAAAGCCAAGUCUGAUCCUGUGUACCUGUGGGACUCUAGGUAUUGA
Messenger RNA from Colletotrichum costaricense, 1302 nucleotides. Its product is annotated as protein kinase domain-containing protein. Gene Ontology annotation, molecular function: protein serine/threonine kinase activity; ATP binding. The record is from RefSeq and is a predicted model, not a curated record. Gene Ontology annotation, biological process: peptidyl-serine phosphorylation; peptidyl-threonine phosphorylation. The transcript is spliced from 2 exons. NCBI's taxonomy places the organism in Eukaryota, Fungi, Ascomycota, Sordariomycetes, Glomerellales, Glomerellaceae. Bases 1 to 1302 code for a protein of 433 amino acids.